CCGCGCGCCGCGCCGCCACGAGCACGUCAGUCCGCGCGCGCGGGCCAUGGUCGCGAGAACCGAUGAGAGCAUGUUCGGGUGCUAUGGUGACAGCUACUCGUACCGCCUGUGGAGCCUGGCCAACGUGUGGGGCGCCUGCCGAUGUGAGUAGCGCGCCGCCGACGGCCCGCAGUACACGUGCCCUUUCGAUAUCAGAACUAGGACUUUUACCGCUGACGUCAGCGGAGGCUGUGAUCUCGGUGUAGUACGAUAUAGAUGCGAUUUCGACUCCGCCGCGAAGUGCUUACCGCGAUAUUAGAUAGCCGUGAUCGCGGUCAGUGUGUGAGAACAGAGGUGUUGCUCGAUGAAAGUGCAGAGCUCGUUAAUGGGAGUUGGCGGUUGGUACGAAUGCUUGGCGGCCGGUUGGCUUGCAGACAUGAGGAGUAAGCAAGUCCCAACGUCUACCACCUCGGCCAGGCGGCUAGCGGCCUUAAUCCGUCCCCUGGCCGGUGGCGGGUCGGAAGGCAAGCCAUCUGAGGAAGAGGAGGAGCGAGGCGGGUCCCCGCUGGGUCCGGGCGGACCCUUCUCCUGCAGCCAGUGCCGCGGCGCCUACCCUACGCGCGAGCAGCUCGAGCGCCACGAGACGCUGCACGCGCCCAACACACAGGUGGAUACAGUCAAAUAUUCAUGCAAGAUCUGCCACAAGAGCUUCGCAAACGUAUACCGAUUGCAGCGGCACAUGAUAAGCCAUGACGAAAGCGCGUUACUCCGCAAAUUUAAAUGCAAUGAUUGCGAUAAGGCUUUCAAAUUCAAACACCAUUUGAAAGAACACUUGCGGAUACACAGCGGAGAAAAACCGUUUGAAUGUGCCAACUGUGGUAAAAAGUUUUCUCAUUCAGGCUCAUACUCUAGUCACAUGACUUCCAAAAAGUGUCUUGUCAUGAAUCUUAAAAUGGGACGAAUUAAACCCAAUAAUCCUGCACUCAACCCUGAAAGAAGUCCAUCUCGUAAGCGGACUAAUGCCAUGGUUGCCUCUCAAUUAAAUAAUAAUAUAUCAACGAAUGGAAAUUCUUUCCUUCCCAUGCCUGCUGCUUUCUUUGCAUCGAUGUCAUCACAAGAGAAUUUCCAUCGUCCGACCCUAGGGCAACCUGGAAUUCCCUUCUAUAUGCCUCCUGGCAUGCCAAUGAGUCCCGCUGGCGGGAUAGCUCCAUACAGUAUACCAGCCACACUCAGCCAAUUUUUAGAGCAGCUAGCUUCAUCUCAGUAUCAGACAAGAAAAAUAGAAAAUCUUAACAGUCCGAGGCCUAUUACCCCUCAACCAGCAGAUCCUGAAGAUCUGAUCGAGGAAGUUACGGAAGACGAUGAUAAAAGAUCAGAAGGAAGCGCUGAACUCGUGAUGGACAUUGAGGAUGAAGAGUCUGUAUUGAUAAAAAAAGAGCAGGAAGAACGAGAUACCGAAGCGAGGCCUGCAUCUAGCGAUUUCGAGUCCGUCCCUUUAAAUAAAAACGAGCAUAAUACUGAAAAUCCAGGUUUUAAUUCAAUAUUACAAUCUGUUAGUGCAUCCGUAACGAAACAUUUCUUUCAAGCAAAUUUGGAAAAGCUCUCGCCUGUCUCAGGCAAUGUAUGCCCCAGCAUAGAAUCACCGUCCGCUCCACACGUCACAGUGAAAGAGGAACCAGAAGACACACACAGAUGUUCUAAAUGUAACUUAACUUUCACUAGUAAGAGUGACUUAUUAGAUCACGAGAAAGUGCUUUGUGGAAAUAUGUUUAGGAAACAUGAAGGAUUGGCAGCUCAAGUAGCUGAAACGGUAGCUCUCAAUAGGUUAGAAGCCGAAAUACAUGCCUCCAUACAACAUGGAAUAAGCGCAAGUGAAGACGAAGACUUUAAUAGAGAUGACCGAGACGAUAAAAUAUCAAUUCAUGACAAUGACAGAAAAAUUAGGGUUCGUACAGCAUUAAGUGAGGAGCAACAGAUAGUGUUAAAAGAACACUACGCACUGAACCCUAGACCAAACCGAGAAGAGUUUAAAAGGAUAGCUCAACAGAUCGGUCUAGACAACAGAGUCGUUCAAGUGUGGUUUCAAAACAACAGAGCAAGAGAACGACGAAUGACGCAAACCAUGACCACAUCCGAUCAACCACUAGAUCUAUCUACAAAAAAAACUAAUCCAUCUGUUACGUCAAGUCCAUCGCCAUCACCACCAUGUAGCAUCUCUGUAACACAUUCUGAUUCAGAAGAAGCGGUCAAUUUAAGCCAGAAAUCAUCACGAAGUACGACUCCUCAUCGUACCAACUAUCUAAAUACUUAUCCACAUUCCAAUUGCUCAUCAUCUUCUUUCACCGAUUUUCGGUUGUCUCCAUCCCCUGGAGAACCUAUUAAUGGGCAUAAACGGUUAUUACCACAAAAAAUACAUGUUAAUCCUUUGGUACCCAUGGAUAAACUGCUUCAGUACAAUGACAUGGCUAACGCUCGAUCUCCAAUUCUGAACAUGCACCUGACUUCGGACAUCAACCGACAAGGUUCCAGUCCAGCAUACGACCGUGCGCCUUGGGAUGAAAUGCAAGCACCGAACGAGACCGAAGACGAAGCGACUGUACUUAAAAAGAGCAAACUCAAACAGGGGGCUGAUAUUAAGGAAGGCGAAGGCCAAUUCGUUUGUGAUCAAUGUGAUAAGACCUUCGUCAAACAAAGCUCUCUCGCGAGACAUAAGUACGAACAUUCAGGCCAGCGCCCGUACAAAUGUGUAGAAUGCCCGAAAGCUUUCAAACACAAACACCACCUGACGGAGCACAAGCGCCUGCACACCGGUGAGAAGCCCUUCCAGUGCUGCAAGUGCUUCAAGAAGUUCUCUCACUCGGGCUCGUACAGCCAGCACAUGAACCACAGGUUCGCGAUAUGCAAGCCCUACAGGGACUAGCCUGGAUAUUGCAGCGGUUGUUGAACAACAUUCGUAUUCAUUUCGUUAAAUCAUUUAAAAAAUUCUAGUGCACUUGUUAAUUGUCAAAAAACACCAAAAAUCUGAACGAUUUCGUGUUAAAUGCUUUGAAUUUUAUUAAUAUGCAAAUGAUAAGUAUUUUCCACUAGGGCUAAGACCGCUAGGAUUAUAUUUACAAUAUUUUUUUUACUCUUUACAUCCCUAAUAAUCUCAAAGCCUUAUUUAGAUCAAUUUUGAACAACCAAUAUGCUUUGUCCAAUUUUUGCAAAAGUAAAAGGUGAAAUGUUACCUCAUCGAGUGUUGUACACGCCACGUUCCAAGCCGCAUAAUAAUACUCAGUAAUAAAGUAUUCAUUGCCCGGUAUUUUCGUUUUCAAACUUAAUUAAGUUCAUUGCUGAACAUCAUGAUAUUUUUAUAAUGUAGAAAAUUAUUUGGAUUCCCUAUUUGUAAAAUAAUGCCAAAUAAAUACCUAAUCUAAAGUGCCAUACAACAUGCCAAAAAUAUUACUGUACAUGUAGGUAUAUUAAAUAAUUUUGAUUGUAGUUUUUAUAAUUUAAAUACCAAAGGUCAGUACCUGUAAUAUAAUACUCCAUUGUAAAAAAUGUGAUUUCAUUAUUAUGGUCAAAACCACUAUGAUGUUAUUACAAAAUAUUUUUUAUUCUUUCGCCUCGUUUGUAAUAACACCACAAGGUACAUAAUUAUAGGUAAAAUUUAACUUUUUUAUUUACUUUAAAAUCACAAUUGUACAACUUUUUAUUCAGUGAAUUCAGACUAUUAGGUACUUUUGCUAGCUAAAAACUAAGCAAACUAUCAUGUCAAUAUUUUUCCGUUUGUAAUGCCUGCGAAGUAUAGCUAUUGAACCAAAAUAAUGUUUACGUAAAUAAAGCCAUUUGCUGCAGCGAGCGUUAAUGAUCCUAUUGUGAGCACAAUAUUCUUCAAUAGUAAUAGUAGUUCGUCUUGUUAUUUAUUCAUUUCUAGCUGUUUCCUCGCGGUUUCACCCGCAUACAUCCCUACCGCGACAAAAUAUAGAAUGUGUUACUUGGAGAAAGCCUAGCUUCUUAACAGUGAAAGAAUAUUUCAAAUUGGUUCAGUAGUUUCAGAGCUUUGUGGGUACGAAAAAAAAAUACUUCCUCUUCAACAUAUUAGUAUCAUCUAAUUUUGAUAAGAUCUUCGGAAGUACGAGUCGGCUGUAAAGUUUAAUAUGAUAACUGUCUGUAUUUUUUUAGUGACAAUAUCAUCGAAUGUUAGGUAAAUUGUUGUCACACCGGCGGACAAUACUAAAUAUUUUCAUAACAUAAGAAGGAACAUAGGCUACCUUUGCCAAUAACAACCAAUCAAAAGUUUAAUUCUCUGUUAUCGGAACAUUUUAAAAAUUUAGUAACAUUAAGCUUCUCGUAUUGUAAUAUGUAUUAAGUGUUUAGAUAGAUUGAAUCUUAAUUAAGUUUUAAGCAUUCCAUAAUACUCCUAUGGGAUCUCUGCUGUGUUUAAAAAACUCUUUAAAUUAGUCGAAAGAUUAUCGUCUGUUAAGUUGUAAAUAAUUCAAUGUAUAUAGUAAGGAUUUAUAUGUAAAUAUGAUCGCUUUAUUACCUAUGCAGUAACGGUACAUAGAUUUUAAAUAUUUUUUGCUGCAAUAUAACAAUGAAUAUGAUGACAAUAAUAAACAUCUGUUUAUUAAUCGCAAACGGAUUAAUGAUAUUUGUAUGGAAACCUACCUAUUAAGUAAUAAACAAUUAAAUUCCAGUGGCAUAUAUUGCUUAGUAAUUUACUAAGUCUUAUAGUUGUACAUUUUAGCGUCAGCGCCAUCCCCAUCAAGUUUAUAGGUGUUGUACUUACCUUCAUGAGUUGACACGGUAAAUAGUUGCGAGCAUUAUUUCCUCGUUCCAUAUUGCAACACUUCACUGGAUAACUAAAUAUCACUAACAAAUCAAUCUUGCAUAUAACAGCAGUAUAUUAGAAAAAAGUUCCUAAGCACAAAAAUACGUUAUAAGAGAUACCUACCUAAUGAUUAUUUCUAUAUUUUAUAAAUGUAAGAACAUAGUUAAAAUUAAUUUAAAGGUUUCUAAGCAACGAAUAACAUAAAUUAUUACAAGCAGUAUAUUUAUGUACUUUAUUCAAGUAGUGUGCAUCAUAAGAAUCCAGACACUGUCAUACACUAGCAUUAGUAUCUGUGCCGUGUUCAAUCUGACAGUAUUUCAUGAAUUACAUUCGGUACCUUCACAGUUUCAGGUAAAACUAUUGGUACUUACUUGUAAAAUAUAUAUAAAUACUUAUCAAAGUAUGUACCUAUUACAAUAAUGAUAAUAAUUGGAUUAAGCGAUCCUGUUUGAACUAUUUCAUAUUUUAAUGUAUUUUUAUUGUAAGCUAUUUCCAAAUUGUGACCGGUGGGCUAGAUAAACCAAAGAUUACUUAUGUUGAUAAUGACCUGAUGUGGAAAACUGUACAAUAUAAAUAUCCCAUCAUUUAGCUUUAGAUUAGUUUUAGUUGUGCCAAAUAAUAAUUUUAAGGCUUGAAACUAAAAUUUUUAUAUGAGAAUUUAAUUUUUUACAUGGAAUGGCAUGAUGUACUAUAUAUUUGGUUACUAGUGCAAUAAAUAUUGCUGAAAAGUAUUUUCCUCCUUUUAUGAGUAUAUAAUAAUAGUUCUAGGUGUAAGAGUUAGCCGAUGUGAAUUCCUAUUGCCAUACUAUUUGUCUCUGUUUGUACUUGGUAAGAUAGUGUGAUGCGGACCUUGUGUCAGCCGAACGUUGCAGAAUUAUUGUUAAAUUAAGUAAACUCUAGAUUGUUAAACUUAAAUAUAGAUUAACAUGUGUUAAAAUAUUGCCUAUAUAAAUUAUAGUAAUUCAUUUUACUUGAUAUUAUAAUGUAUAUUGAAUUUAUGAAUAUUAAUAUUAAAAAUAUAUAUAUUGACAAUUCAAUGCAAA
Helicoverpa zea (corn earworm) is the source of this 5835-nucleotide messenger RNA. RefSeq names its product zinc finger protein 1 (gene zfh1). The coding region runs from base 344 to 2899 and encodes 851 amino acids. NCBI's taxonomy places the organism in Eukaryota, Metazoa, Arthropoda, Insecta, Lepidoptera, Noctuidae. Gene Ontology annotation, biological process: anatomical structure development; regulation of transcription by RNA polymerase II. Gene Ontology annotation, molecular function: DNA-binding transcription factor activity, RNA polymerase II-specific; RNA polymerase II cis-regulatory region sequence-specific DNA binding. The record is from RefSeq and is a predicted model, not a curated record. The transcript has 4 exons.